This is a messenger RNA of Rubroshorea leprosula, 1425 nucleotides long. The record is from the annotation of a GenBank genome assembly. Lineage: Eukaryota; Viridiplantae; Streptophyta; Magnoliopsida; Malvales; Dipterocarpaceae.
AAUUAACUUGACACGUUAUUUUUAACCAAAAGUUAAAACCUCUCAGAAACAUGCCUCAGUUUCUUUCCUUUUUCCUUUUGUUUCCCCCUUCAUUUUCAUCGCCAACCUCUUUUGAUGUUCAUCUUCUUCCAGAUCCUUGCUCACCAGCCUUGGGGGUUUAACCAUCUCUUUUUCUCUCCUCCGUCUGAACCAUGAUUUCUGUCUCUUCCUCUCCACUCAAACUUCGCUUGGACCAGAUCUAGCUGCAACGUCGCACAAGGUUGAGAGAGGUAGCCAAAUCUGGGUUCCUCUUUCCCAUUCUCCUUCCUCUUCCUUUCCUUGGCCCUUUGCAAACCCUCACUCCUUAAUUUGCACAACCCUUUUCAAACACUUUUUUUUUCUUGUGUGGGAUUUGGGAUUCUUGAGAUUUGAUUUUAAUUUCCCCUGGGAUUCAUUAAUAAAUUGACCCAAACCCAACCAUUUGGCUUCCGCAAAAUAAAUAACCCAACCAAACAAUUAGCUCUCUCCUUUUUUCCAGCCAUGUGCUUCACCAUUAAGUCGGGUUGCUUUAAGUGCGCCUGUGGCGGUGAUGGUGACUUCAUCGACUUCACCUUGGCUCUGUUCGUGCCUCCGACUGCCAUUUUGAAACGAAAGGGAGUGGGGGUUGGUCCCCUACAUCUCUUUUUUUUUCUUUUUAUCGAAUGACUUUCUUACAAAUUCUUCUUAAAGAAAGAAUCCAGAUUUGUAGGGACAUUCUAUUUUGUUUUCAGUUCCUGGUAGAGAAAGAAGUGGUAGAGGUAGAGGGAGAUCUGACUCAAAAGAUUUGAUUUUGAAACUCUAAGUCGAGAGAUAUUGCUAGGCAUAUUCUCCAUGGUUGGUUUGCUGGAAACCCAGAAGACAAACAACGCUGCUGCCUUACAGUUAGGUUAGGUAUGGUACAAACUCAAGAUUUCAUUCCCCUCUCUUCUUCUCUGCACAAUCGGAGAAAAGCACUAGUCUUUUCAUGUGGGUUUAUUUUGUAUGAAUCUCGAACCAAUUUAGAAUUUUAAUCUACAAAAAUUUUUGGGUUUAGAUGAUUUGGCUACUCUUUGUUUUGUUCGGAGCAGGAAUGGGUUUGUGGGGAUAUUGGAUGAUUUUGAAGGAAGAAUGUUCUCUUGCAUUGGGAGUGAAGGGAAUGGGAAUAAGAUUGUGGAUAUUUCUUUAAGAAAGGGGAAUUAGCAAGAGAGAGAAAGAGAUGGAUCGUUGGUGGCAAUUGCAAGCAGAAGAUUUGGGGUUUUGCACAAGGCAAGGAAAGGAAAGGAAGAGAAAGAGAAAGAGAAAAAAAAAAAAAAAGGGAAAAAUUUUAAGUUUAUUGUCAUGUCAGUAUGUCAUCAUAUUUUUUCCAUGCUAUCUUCCUAUAGUUUUUGCCUUGUCGUCAUUCUCCUGUGCAACGGGAUAUAUUUGCAA